This is a messenger RNA of Bactrocera tryoni, 735 nucleotides long. RefSeq lists its product as uncharacterized. The transcript is spliced from 4 exons. The record is from RefSeq and is a predicted model, not a curated record. Lineage: Eukaryota; Metazoa; Arthropoda; Insecta; Diptera; Tephritidae. Bases 1 to 735 code for a protein of 244 amino acids.
AUGGGAGUGAAGGCAGCUGUUGGUCAAUGGAAUCCAAGCGACCAAACAUUGUCCGCUCUCUGCCUGGGCUGGAAGUGCUUGGGCAUACGAAGUAUAACUGAUAAUAAUAUCAUAAAAAUGGACAUUAGAACCUUUUUUAAUAACACUACCAGUAAAUUGAAGAGGAGGCUGAGCUUAAAUGAUAGCAGCUCAAGUGAAGAGAGCCACGCGGCAGAUAUGACGGCGGAUGAUUGCCAUGCCAACGAUAUUGGCAAAUGGGUGGCUUUAGUCGGUACGAUGAGUGAGGAGCAGAAAAAAGAACUAUUGGUUAGUUGUUGGAAGCCCGACCAAAAUUAUAGUUUUUCAGCUGAUGCAGCACACUUGAAGAGAAAAUACAAUUGGUCAUGGUUAGAUUUAUACAAACCAUGGUUGGUGUGCUCGCGCAGGCUAAAGGGCGCUUUUUGUCUUUAUUGCGUGCUGUUUAAGCCUCUCAACAAACCUGGCGUAAUUUCCUCGUUUGUUGUACGCCCUUUUACAAAAUUUAAAAAUGCAUCAAGCAGUUUGCAUAAAGAAGCUACUCAAUCAGCAAUGUCAUUUUUAAAUUUGCAAUGUGUUCUAUAUGAUCUGCUUAUGAUGAGAAUAUCAGUUGGUGAUGAGGCAUUAAAAAACAAUUUGGAGAAUGGCAAACAAAACGCAAAGUAUACUAGUCCACAAUACCAAAAUGAAAUUUUGGACAUUUCGGCGAAAGUAAUUUAA